CUCUCUGAGCCGAGGUAAGAACUUGUCGAGUCACUGAUCUGUGACUCUGCUCAAUACUGGAAUCAUCAGCAGGUUUUUCUGAGCGACAGAGCAACAGAGAGCAGGAGGAUACUGAAACAGAAACAUAAAGAAGAAAAGUGUUACAGAAAACUACAGCCUCCAUCUUUGAUCUGGUCCUGGAAAAAACAAGAAGAUGGGUAAUUCCAACAGCCAGGAGGAACGGGCGAGGAGUGAAAAGCAAGAGCUGGAUCGUAUGGUGAGGAAGCUGAGCCAGGGUCCAGAUCUGAGAGUCAACAAGACCAUCAGGAUGUUCACCAGUCUGAAUUCUUCAUACAACCUGACACAACACUACGAGAGGAGCAAAAUGGGAGCGGGAGGCCACGCUGCAGGCUGGAUGAAGAGCCUGGCGGAGAAGCUGGGUGCCUUGACUCCAGCUCCUGAACUGGCGGGCCUUGGAGCGCUGGCCAUCGCCAUCAUCAUCGACAACAACUCCUCCAGUCCACCUGUGGUGAGCACGAAGGAGGCUCUGAGGUGUGUGUUUGCUGAGGAGAAGGCCUCCGAGGUCUGGGAUCUCAUCGACGAGUGUCUGAAGAGAUGCGUGAUGCACAUUAAGAACAAAGACAAGCUGGUGGGCGAAAUUGAACGGAUCGAGGUCCAGCUGAGCGCCGCCAUCACCAGGCUGAAGAACAUGGGGCACAUGACGUCUGAGGCUCUGAAGGCCUGGGUGAACGGGGCAGCCUUCCACAUCCAGAUGCUGAUUCACCUGGUGAGACUGGGAGGGCUUCAAAGCUGUGAUCCUGUGGAGAGACUCAUCUCUGCUUACCUGAACGACCUGGACCUGCUGUUUGAGAAGCACAGGGAGGUGAUAAGAGGGAAGUGUGGUUGUGAAUUGGCGCUGACUACAUUUUGGGGGGAAGAUGUCUAUCAGACAGCUUUUGUCGAUGAAGAAUCUAAGUGGCAUUGCAUUCCUUUGGAAUUGUCACUCCGAUGGAGCAGAUAUUUUGAGGUUUAUUAUGACCACAGGGUAAACACCGACACUCCCUCAAUGAUCUGAGCUGCUAGUCUGGACUGCUAGCUGCACAGAAAACUGAGCUAUCUAGAAUCCAGUUCAGUAAUCCCACAGAGGAACCGGAGAGAUGUUAACUUCAGUUACCUACAGAAACUCCUGGAGAGCUGCAAGCUGCAAGCUGCAUUUCCAGAAGGUCCUCACUGCAGCGACACAAGGUCCUGCCAGUACUCCAGAUCAGUUAACACCAGCAGCUGUGAUGCAAAGCUCGCCAGCUAAAUUCACAAUCUGAGGAACAUCAAGCAGGUUAACACCGAGCUGCUAUCCUGCAAGGGAAAGGAGCGACCAGUUUCCUCCUCUGCCGACUUUCAUCAAACCUUGCACAGCGCGAACAGCAUUCAACACUGGAAUCCCAACCUUCUCCUGCAACCACCAGCACCUUUUCUUCAAAGACUGGUAAUGUUGAACUGGGCUUAGAUUGCAUAGCAUAGCGGCACAGGACUUUAAACUCUGGUUGAUGUGUUCAGUGUAUGUGUGUGUUCACUGCUUGUGUGUUAUUGUGAUCUCAGGUCAGAUUAUUGGUAGUUUGCUUUCCUAGUCGAAUGCUACUUCACACAGACUCAGGUUCUCUGCAUGCAACUAACCAUCUCCUCUAACACACACACACACACAGACACACACACACACACACACACACACACACACACACACACACACACACACACACACACACACACACACACACAGCUGUAUAUAGUACAUGUUAGUUGGAUUGUGUGCUUUCAUCUUUGUGUUGACUAAACCUUCUUGCUCUCUAUUUAGUAUUGUACAACAGUGAAUGUUGCCAACCUCAACACUGUCAAGAACUCCAAAAUCCAAAUUUAACCUAAAUCUCCCUUUUAAUGUUGCAUUAAACACGACUUAAUUGUGCCUUGUGUAAUGCAAGACCCAACAUGAAUGGUGCCCCGUGUGAGGCAGUGAACUGUUGGCAACGAAUGACAACAGUUCACUGCCUCACACGGGGCAGCAUUAUGUGCAAACCUGCAAUAUUCAUUUCAGCAUAAUUUUGAAAGUGCUAAAAUUUGAGAUUUACAUCUUGAACCUUUUAGCUAAAAGUCUUUACACUUAACCCCACUAGUGUACUACAAGAGUAGAUGUUGAUUUGUACUUUGUACAAACAAUUGCAAUGUGAUGAGAAUUGAUUUAUCAAUCAAAUUUAUAGGUCAUUUGAUUAACCAAAAUCUUUUAGGUUAUUAACUGCCACUUUUAGCCAUUUGCUAUUUCCGCUAUUGAUUCAAGUUUAAAGUGCUCUGUAGAAAUUGUGAGAGUUUCAGUUCAGCAUUUGAACCUCGAGAGUGAAUGUUGCCGACCUCAACACUAUCAAGAACUCCAAAAUCCUUCAACCAUUACUGCUUUUAUGGUGACUUUGAUUGUAGUUAUUAAAUUAAUUAUUAAUCAGAGUUAUAAACAGUUUGGUACCUUUGUAUGAGACCGAUUUGUUAAAUUUGCCAUGUUUGCCCUUCUUCAGGUUUGGUGCUCCGAGGUGAUCUAAUGUAAAUUGGAUCAUAUUAUUUAUCAUAAUUAACUAUUAUCCCUAAUAAUCAUGAAUUAUUAUUGAUAGCCAAAUUUAACCUAAUUCUUCCUUUUAAAGUUGCAUGUAUGUCAUCCUGCAGUUCUUCAUUUUUCCUUUUCUUGUAGUAGCCUCAUGAAAUGAGAGUGACUGACAACCAGGAAUAUAAAGUCCAGAGUGUUCAGGGAGUGUUUAAGUCCUCCUGAAGCUGUGGAAUGUGACUCACCUGCUCAGUGAUAAUAAACUAGGUGGUUCACAGGAGCUCACAAUUCAUCACAGUCCACAAAGUCAAAAUACAUCAAAUCAGAUGAAUAUAGACAACAACUUCCACAAGAUAUUUCAGUUUAAUGACACAAAUCUUAAGGUUCAGUUUGUACCACAGUAAUUACUGAAUCCAUUAUUCUGUGUCACAUUUUUGUUUGUAAAACUGAUCCUGACUAACUGAGGCGUUUCCCUCAGUCACAGGAAACACACCACAGCUCGGUGGGCUGAGGGGUGAAGAUAAACAUACUUCCUUAUCUGUAGCUGCUGAAAUUCCAGCAAGACACAUAAUAAGAAGUCACAUAACACAAACUGAGCUGAGUUCACUUUCUUCUCAAACUUAACUGAACACGACUUUACUUCACCAGAACUUCCAGCAGCAGAAAAAGAAGAGGAGGAAGAAUCUAGAGGUAAACAGAUCAGGAGACAAAAUGGCCUUAAUGAAUUACUUUGCCGGGGUAAGUUGUAAGAGUUCCUGCAUGUCAGCGAGUCUCGGCCGUGUUGCAUGCUGUCCGGAGACGGCCAAGAAACGUAAUGGUUAUAAUGCAGAGAGGAAACAGCUGAUCAGUCAUUUGAGCUGAAUGUUUACUAUGUCAGAGUUUAUGACAUCAAAUCUGUUUCCAUCAAACAUUUUGCACAUUGACUCUGAUUCACAAAAGCCAAAACCACCUGAGGUGAACAUAGAAACUUUUGCCAUUUCCAUAAUAUUUCUAAGGUGAUGAUCUUCAAAAUGCUUCAUGGAAACACGACUAGUGUGACGUUAAUGACAAGUGUGUCUCUGUUAAGCUGUCAGUGUGAGCAGCAGAUAUUUGUGAACACACUGAUCCAACUAUUGAACCAGUAACUAUCACCAGACUCCCUUAAGAAAUCGUGCAAUUUUAGAAGUUAUUGAUUGAGGAAAAACAUAACAAACUUUGUUACAGCAAAAUCUAACUCAUUGUGUCCUUGUUGUAAAUUCAGCAUUAAAUGUUUCAGCUGAAGUUGUUUGUCUCCUUGUAGAAAGUGUCAGUUUGUGGCAGCAUGUCUGUACCAGCCUGUCUGCUUC
Molecule: messenger RNA, 3882 nt
Organism: Acanthopagrus latus (yellowfin seabream)
Lineage: Eukaryota; Metazoa; Chordata; Actinopteri; Spariformes; Sparidae
Exons: 5
Coding region: 194-1054 (286 amino acids)
Source: RefSeq, a predicted model, not a curated record